AUGGACAAUUGCGAAAGCGGCUGCGAUCGAAGUGCGCGGUUGAGCGUAGCGGUUGGGAUCGUGCAAGGAUCCUUGUUACUGCCACCCAUCUCUAGAGUUCGCCAUGGUCCCACCUCGAUUCCAACCGCUGUCUUCACCGCACCGCUUCGAGCGCAGCCGGCUAUGCAACUGCCCGUGCUUCAUGUCGUCUCGACCCAACUAUAUCUAGGGCGAUCAGGGACUUGGAGACCGGGCAGCCUCAAGGACAUCGGAGAGGGAUUCGGGCAAGGGGAUGGGACCAUGGCUACGCAGCACCUAGGCUAG
This is a messenger RNA of Necator americanus (New World hookworm), 303 nucleotides long. RefSeq lists its product as uncharacterized. The coding region runs from base 1 to 303 and encodes 100 amino acids. The record is from RefSeq and is a predicted model, not a curated record. The transcript has 2 exons. Lineage: Eukaryota; Metazoa; Nematoda; Chromadorea; Rhabditida; Ancylostomatidae.